AUGCUAACAAUCGUUCGAAAACGUUUCAUUAAGUUUUUAAUAUCUAGGGCACUCCCAAGUUGGAGUGAGGUCGGUACUGGUAAACGACAGGAACUGGACUGGCGCGAUGUUGUCACAGAGGCGGAACAGAUUGUGGGGUAUCCUACUUCAUUCCUCAAUUUAAGAUGGUUAUUAAAUGAUGAGAUUGCGAAUACAGCGAUACAUCUUAGGAAACUAGUUGGAACAAAUCAUCCCCUUCUGAAAUCAGCAAAAAAUCUUUUAAUCGGCUCCAAAAGCAAUCUCCAAUCCGUCGGUUUAAUUAUUCUCUUAGUAUCAAAAGCGGCUGGCUUACCACAUUAUAUGAUAGAUCAGCAUACCUCAGGAGUUCUCCAUACACAGAGGGCGUUAGCAGAGAUCGUAGAGAUGAAGAGAACAGGCCACAUGAUCCAUAAAACAAUGGCUAAUUUAAAGGAGAAGGAGAAACAUGGUGAUAAAUACCAGGAUCUCUUGUAUGGAAAUAAAAUUGUACUUUUGACGGGGGAUUAUCUUCUAGCGACGUGUCUCAAUGGUUUGGGUGGACUUCGUAAUACAGAAGUGACGGAAUUGAUAUCGACUGGUCUUCGGGACCUUGUUGAAGGCGAUUUUUUGGGAGAGCGCGAUGAUGAGAACAAUCCUUUGCCAAGUAGGCCAAAAGCCAGCAACGAUUUAAAUGUUCAUUAUCAAUGGGAAAGUGAAGACAAUCUUGGCAAACUUGGAUCGAACGAUUAUCUUGGACAGGGUAAAGAUGAAUGGCUCUUACGCACAAUGCUUACAUCGGGCAGUCUUCUUGGUAAAGGUUGCCAAGGUGCUAUUAAGCUGGCUCGUCGGGGAGAGAAAAUGGAACGGGACGCUUACAUUCUUGGCGGUCACUUGGCGAUAAUUUGGCAACUUUAUCUCGACGUUAAAGAUUUCUUCACACAUCCAUAUUCGUACUCCUUAGUCGGAGCUCCUGUGAUUUUAGCGAUAUGGGAAUAUCCCACGGUGUACAGCUACAUCUUGGAGGCAAAGUUAGAAAAAAGACCCAUUGAAUAUAAGCAAUUGUAUUACGCAGUAAGAGCUACGAGGUCUUUGGAAUAUUUGACGUUAUUGUUAGAAGAUGAAAUGGCAGCCAUCUUGAAGAUCAGUGAUAGGUUUCCAGUGGAUGACGCACGAAAUGCAAUACAAAAGAUGGCGUUGACAAUUCAUGAUGAAACACUUCAAUACAUUGAAUAA
Nymphalis io (European peacock) is the source of this 1230-nucleotide messenger RNA. Its product is annotated as all trans-polyprenyl-diphosphate synthase PDSS2-like. The transcript is spliced from 4 exons. Lineage: Eukaryota; Metazoa; Arthropoda; Insecta; Lepidoptera; Nymphalidae. The coding region runs from base 1 to 1230 and encodes 409 amino acids. Gene Ontology annotation, biological process: ubiquinone biosynthetic process; isoprenoid biosynthetic process. Gene Ontology annotation, cellular component: transferase complex; mitochondrion. The record is from RefSeq and is a predicted model, not a curated record. Gene Ontology annotation, molecular function: prenyltransferase activity.